UUCGUUCCAUAUCCAGUGAUAUAAAUACUAUGGCCACUUCAUCUUGCGACAUACGCAUACCUUUAUUCGAUAAAGAAAGUUCCGAUUUUUGUUUUGAAAAAUCUCGGGAACUACUAACGCGACCCCUACAAUUUGGUAGUCGUACAUCGUUUACGGCUCCCACACCCCCUCCCUCGCUCGAAUACACAGAUGCUAUCAGUCAAAGUCCCCGUAAAGAUAAGAAAACGCUAUCCGAAAAUCUUAUGGACAUAGAAAAUACCUUAAAGGCUCUUAAUCUGGAUUUUAUGCACACCUACACGGAUGUGGAUAAAAAUGAUUCAGAUGAGACCAUACUAAAUGAUCAAUUCUCGAGUAUUGUUUCAUCGUUAGAUGAUGAGAUCAGUAGUGCUACGGGUAGCCUUAAAUCGGCUACAGUUUAUAAUUAUCAAAAUGGUAAACAUACUACCACGACCACGUUUGAUUUUAAUGCCGCCACCACUCACCUGGACAAGCAUUUGCAAUUGAUGAGUAGUCAGGUGAAUAAGAAUUCGCCCAACUCGGUGGAUAAACGGUCAAGUACCCCGGAUACCGGGUUUGCCUCUAGAGAUACCAUUUCUUUGUCUAGGCGCAGUAGUCAAAAGUCCAGCUACAGUCCCCAAGACAGUUAUUUCAGUCCAAAGGAUCUGAAUUUUCCUCCCUCCUCGGGCGGUACAGGUACAGGCGGCUGUUAUGCUAAUUUUAAGUCAGAUAUUUUUAAGUAUGGUGAUGAUAUGGUGUCACCUUUUAGGUCUAUUACUACAGUACACAAAACGAGCAAUACUUCCAUUUAUUCUCCCAAUCAAUUGAGAAUCGAGGAAGCCCAAAAUGAUACGUACAAUGGCAAUCAGGAACAGCGACAGCGUUCCAUGUCUUUUACCGACAAUCUAAAUCGUGAUUUACCCCUGUCGGACAAACGAAAUUGUAAAUUACUGCAGCAGCAAAAACAUUCUGAAGAUGUUUUACAAAAACCCAAAUCGAUGGCCUAUAAAUCUCGUUCGGCCAGAGCUAGAACCUUAAGGCGUUUAAGCUAUAAUCCCAUGCCACAGGUUACAACUAGUUCUUCUAGCACCGAUGAUGACAGUGAUCACAGUAUGGAUCGUAGUAUGGCUAGAUCUGAGUGCGAUAUACGUUCCCGGGGUUCGGGUUCUUUGUAUCAACGUCGUAGGCGUGCGGGUUUUAAUCGCAAACUAUUUGCCGUCUCUGUUAAGAAUGAUCAGGAUGUAGAGAUUCAGGGACAAAGUAAAAUUUAUGGUUCAAAUGCUAGCAUUAAAUCAGCACCACAUUACAAUUAUGCCCGAUCCACACGGUCCUCGGCUAUGGGUCCCUCCUCCCAACGGCCCUAUAAACUGAAUCCCUACGAAGAAACGUAUCCCUAUGAGGAGAGAAUUUAUGACUUUGGUGCGGCCGCACCAAAAACUAAACCAUACAAUGCACAAUCAAUACCAAAACCACCUAAAACCUUUCAAGUCUCUGCCAUAGCUACAAAUUCGGGUUCAGGUUCAUCGUCAGCCUCAUCAGCGGCUGCCAGUUUCACACGCUCGGUGGUGGCAAAUUCUUCAGUAUUUCAAGAAUUCGAUGUGACACGCUUAACAGGACGUAGUCCUACUUCCAAUGUAGCCGAUCCAGAACAAACAAAUACCGGAUCACAUUUAGAAUUUCAGUGGCCCGAAAAGAUACAUGCCUCUACGGUCAAACAAAAUGAAUUGUUGUGGCGCCAGCAGCAACAGCAACUACCCGAAUUUAACGCACAUAGCAAUUAUAGAUCUAGUAAAGAUCAUCCCUCUUCCACUCUGAGUUCUUCCACUACCGAUAGUGAUCAGUUUGAAUACCGUAUGGGCUACACCACCCAUCUGCCGCCUAGUCCGGCUCCAUAACUACAGCGUAUGUUGAAGUAUUUUUUAAAUUUACUUUGAGACCCAAAAAAACACAACCAAUCCAAUCCAACCCAACCCAAACAAUCAUCAGUAAUUUAUACCAUUUCCAACCACUCAUCACAAAAUUGAAAUCAUUGAAAACCAAAACAAACGUAACAAAAAGAAUUUAUUAAGAAAAAUCAUUAAAGAAACAAACAAACAAAUAAAUAAAUAUACAAUAACCAAGGACAAUAGUUGCUCUCUGUCUUCACUCAAUAUCUCUCUGGAAAUUAUUUGAAAACAAAUCCAAAAUCCUAAUUAAAAAAAAGGAGUGCCUUACAAUCAAAUAACAUCAUCAAAAAGUAUAAUGAAAAUAUUGCAUACGACAACAAAAAAAAAAAGAAACACCCCAAAUUUGCAACUCUACAGACAAACA
Calliphora vicina (urban bluebottle blowfly) is the source of this 2307-nucleotide messenger RNA. RefSeq lists its product as uncharacterized. Lineage: Eukaryota; Metazoa; Arthropoda; Insecta; Diptera; Calliphoridae. The coding region runs from base 30 to 1892 and encodes 620 amino acids. The record is from RefSeq and is a predicted model, not a curated record. The transcript has a single exon.